CUGUCCUCAGUCCCUCGGUCGCUCAGCUGUGCGUCACAUGUCGGGUACCGCGAGUCCUACUCCUGCCCGUAUACCAUUGAAUCGUGUACCGCUUGCUCGUUCAAGUUACCGUACAACGCCGGAUUUCUACUCACCGGCAAGCGUCAGUCAUAUAUUAUGCUAUCUACCGCGUGCACUCCAAAGUAUUAUCACAAAUCGACCACGAAGUGCCUCGAACAUGCGGACGGCGUGACGAAUACAGGCAACGGUGCACGCCGUUUUGUUGAUACGUUGAGUUCUGUGUUCAGGCCGCGAAGGCCACCGCGUCCUUCCUCGGUUUAGGAUCGCAUUUGCUAUCGCGAUUGCAAUUUCACGCAAAACUGCCCAAUCUGUCCUCGGCGAGUUAUCACGGAACGAUGACCUAAAGCAACGUGUCGCAGUACGGAGUUUCGGAGACGUAGGAAGAAAGAAAGGAAAAAAAAAAGAGUUGAAGCUACACACGACGAGUAAAACUGGUGUUCUAGUUUCCGGGAGUGUUUUUCCAAAUAUUCAUUCGAAUCAUAAACAUAAUAUAUCAAUCGUGUUUCGAUCAUCUCUUAUGGAAAGUGUCGAACUGUUGAGUCGCGCGUGACAUUAUUUCUUCUCUAGUGUGAUCCGAAUUUGUUUCCGGUUCGUGCGCUGCAUCUACGUACGUUUUUUAACGUGAGUUUCGCGAACGGUAGUCAAAGAGUGAGUAUUUAACCACGGUGCAAAUGAUCUAUACGAGAGGCAAAUUCGCGCGAGAUACUUUCGAGAACGAUUCGAUACAUGGUAUUUUGUUGUGAAGUAUAUCAGUGUGUUAGAAUCCUCGUUGAACGUUUCAAUCGAUUUAUCGAAGUGAUCGAAACGAGAGCCGAGAUCGUUUAACCAUAGAUAAUCACGAAUAAUGUCGACGGGCAAGAGGCUGGCGAAACGUAGCAUAAUCGGCACCAGAGUGUGUGCUCCCGGCGAGGACGGGAAAUACUACAGUGGCGUCAUUCACGCCGUAAAAACGCCGGCGUCAGCCGCGUCCGAGUCAGGCCUCAGCAUUACACCGAAGACUCGCUACUCCGUGCGCUUCGAUUCCGUUCCCGGCGGCCGUCCGCCGAGUCCCAGCACCGAAUACUCUGAUCGCGAUUUGAUCGGGCCUGGUUUCGGCUCUGUCACCAGCGCGCAUCUCGUGCCCGGCCAGAAGGUCUAUCUUACGUACAACGGACGGGAAAUUCACGCAGAGGUCACGCAACAUCGCGAGCAUCUCGACGAAGUAGACGUGAUAAUUGUACCGAACGGCCAAGAGACGAUGAGGCUGACUAAACGUAUAGACGAGGUCAGGUUGCUCGAGUCACGUAAGAGCGCCCGACUGGCUGAUCAAGAUACAGAUUUCGCUAGACUCGCCGAUAUGGCUGGUGAUCGUAAACGGGCGUCUUCCCACUCCAUCGAUGUACCACAUGUGAUUGGAUCCAGAAAACGGCGACCCAGCUCGAGUAAUGACUCCGAGCGAUCGUACAGCGGUUGGAGCGACAGAAUACCCCACGGAUGCGGCCGCGAGGGUUGUCGUACCAACGAACGCGGCGAUUGCAUGGACGAAUGCACCGCCGCUCUUGUCCUCAUGUCGCUCUCAUGUUCGCCACACAGCCCUCACAAUCCUCUGCCAUUGCACUGCCAACACAAUUACGGUUCCUGGGGAGGUCGAGGUGGCGGAGGUGGUGGCAUGGUCGUUGGCUCACCAGGAGUCGGUGGCACCUCGAAUAGCAGCAGCAGCAGCAGCGGGGCUUCAUGGCGUAGCGGCACCCCGAGUCCGCCUCUCAGCGACGAGGGGGCACCUACCACCGGCUCUCUGUGGCCGACAUCCGCUCAUCCUUCGCACAAUCAACAACACUACCCUUACAACGCGUCUGGCUCGUCGUCGAGUAGCACCCCUGGCUCGACAACCACCCUGGACGAGGGUAUAGUGCUCGAUUACCUCGAGGAACAGCACCCACGCAAAAAGAAGAUUCGAUCGAAAGUAAGCCGCGACCCGAUCGAGAAUGGACCAGCCAACGCCGCUACCUACGAAACCGAACAGGCGAACGCAGCGAUAGUGUUCAAAUGUACUUGGCCAGGUUGUCUGGAAAUCAAAGCAACUGUGGCGCUUAUCGAGGAGCACGUGCGUCAAUCACACUUGGGGCCGAAAAAGUCAAAUGGUUACGAUAACGAGGAAGACGACGACAUCUCUGACCACGAGGAAGAAUUUUAUUAUCAAGAAGUAGCCGUCGAUCACAUGAGCUCUCCGCCAACGAUGUCACAUCGAGACAUGGCCAGGCCUCCGCACGAAGAUCCGGAAUACCAGAAACAGCUCCGUUUGGAGGCCACUUCUGCCACUACCAGCACAGAAAACGUGAUGGUGGGCAUCAGAGAACGGAACACUGCGUUCACCAUUGCGCAAUCACCGGGUACACCGAUCAAGCACAUAAAGCUGUCGCCCCGGCCGUUCCCGGCGUAUCAGCAGAACAUGGGCCUGUUGACGGUGUCUACCGGCAAGAUGCCGUCGUCGCCGCGACGGAUCCGCGGUGAGACGAAGAAAUGCCGCAAGGUCUACGGUAUGGAGCAUCGUGACCAAUGGUGCACACAAUGCAAAUGGAAGAAGGCCUGCAGCCGUUUCGGCGACUAGGCCAAGCGGCCGCCCCGUUCGUAUGUCCGCGGGCGGAGACCGUCGCCGAACCGACCCCAGAGUUUGCCAAUGCUACGUUAAACUUCUCGCCAACUGCCAGCAAACAACAAUUGCAAAUUUCCACAACAGUCGAACAGUUACAGACAGCCACGAGUUGUAAUAAAUCAAGUUACGAACGGUCGUCGCCGUCGUCGUCGUCGUCGUCGUCGUCAUCAAUUGUGACGUUGUUGUCGUCGCGGCGAUGGCGACCACUCGCUUGAUACGUGUGCGACGGAAGCGCGUUUUUUUCUCGCGUGGUUCGCGUUGUAUCAUAGUCACGGGACAGUGAAGACGUAUCCUGCAGUAUCGUCCACCAUCUUCCAGAACCGAUUGACCGGAUCCAUAUAUAAAUAGAUUCGAAAAAAAAAUAGAAGAAAGCGCCGAAGAUCGAAGAACGAUCUGUGUGUGGCCUGUGAUGUUCAGCGCGGCUAAUAUCUAGCAGCGAAACACCACUUCUUCCUGUUUUUUCUUCUUAUUCUUCUCGCUAAACCCGUUGUGUUUCCUCGCCGUUCUCCUCGCUUCUCUCUUUUAUGAAAACGAAGCGAUGAGAGGAGCACGGGUCAAGAAAGAUACGUCAAUCCCAUGACGGAUGGCGGGUGGUUAGAAGGACCGAUCGCGCGUUUGUUUACUACGUGGUAAAAAAAGGAUAUAGAAUCGUAAAGGAAAGAAUCGUGUCUGACUUGGUCUAAAAUACACAGAUAUAUGUUACGUUGUCGAGCGAUGGUAGAGCGGAGAAGAAGAAAAUCGAGUGUACGUUGUAACGAAAGGAAAAAAGAAAUAGAAAUAGAAGAUCGUUGACCGAUCGUCGAACGAUAUCUUAUCACUCUCGUCUAGUACUUGGCAAACUCCGUCAGGGUCUUCUUAGCCGUAAUAAGGGGUUUUGAUUAGUAGAUAGCGAAUAAUUGGCGUACGGGACGAGGCAUCCUUAGACUGUCGCGCCCUCUCUGUCUCUCUUUCUCCAUUCUUUCUCUUUGUUAUCUCUAUGUAGUUUUUUCUCUCUUCCUGUCUCUGAUGGAAUGUAAGAGGGCUCGGAACAUGACCUCGCUUCCGGUUCGCCAAAAAACAAGAAUUUUAAAAGAAAAAAAAAGAAUCUUUCCGUGAUUCGUUAGGUAAAGAAAAAAAAAAGGAAAGAAAAGGGACACGCGACUCAAGAAUCGUACGGAUGAGCACGCGUGCCUCUGAAAAUACGUGCUGGUUCCCGAACCGACUCUUAGGUCAUUACAAUAGGUCUUCCUUCAUCCGACGAGAGCGUCUAGGCUCCAUUUCCUCGCUGGGCUCUCUCGGCUUGCCUUUUCGAGGAUGUCGAUGGUCGUCACGCGAUCCUCGCAGAAAAAGAGAGUCCCCGUGGGUUCGUGUGUCACGCGUGCGUGUCCCACAUCGUGGCCGUUCGAUUGUUCGGCCGAUUAUUCGUCCGUUUGCCUCACGGUGGCCCCUAGCGUGCGCUCGCAUACGCGUAUUCUUCAACGAAUAUUCGCUGAUCUUUAGAAAUAUUAUCGAACGUAUAUUCGCGUAAGAUCAUUCCAGGUGGUCUUUGAAUUGAUGCGAGACGAAACGAACGAAUAUUCGAAAUUAACGCGUAUCCUAUCCAAAAAGAUGAUCGGGAACGGAAUAUUUUUAAAGCAGAAAAAGUUGUAUCGAAAUAUUUAAUCGGAAGAGAAUAACGAUCGCCUUGAAAUUUUUAAUAUUUAUUCGAUGAAUAUGUAUGGAGGAAUAUAUUUAUUGGCGUAAUGAACGUUUCAUUCUCGUUACCCGAGACUGUUGCUUUUAAAAUGUUCAUAAAUCCGCGAAUUUAUGAUUCGUGGAUUUUGUAUUCGCUGCGAGUCAUUUAAGUAUAUUUCCAAUAAACGAAUAUUCGCGCGAUUCGCUUCGUAUCAACUUAUCGACUCGCGUAAACAAUCUCGCGUUUCGUGGCUUUAGCUAAAACGUGAAAUAUUCGUUUGCGAAUGGCACGAUUCGUGGGGGUCUAUAUAGUAUAAUUUCUCUGUCGUAUGUAAUAUAGCGUGGGGGACGUACGCGACGCGCGUUCCGGACGAACGGAAGACCGUGAAAACAAAUCGAAUAUUCGAUUUGACCGAUUGUUCUUCCUUGAAGGACGCAGGCGGGCAUGUCUAGAACGAAGAUUCGCCGCGAACCUACAGGCAAUUGUGAUAUUUUUUCUCGAAAUUUUAUCGAAUUAAUUAGGCGAAUCACCGUGGGCCGAUACUACAAAUUAGGCACGAGUUUUAUUGGGAUGACGAUGGGGUCGACAAAAAGCGACGAAAAUAAUAAGAUAAGAUAAUGGUUUGAAAACGCAGGGAAAAGAAAGAAGGGCAAACGCGCGGAAGCAAAAUUUUAUACACCAAUUGUUAUACUGCCAGAUUAAAAAGUAAUUCAAUGAAACGAAUAAAAAAUUAUACGAAAAAAAAAAACAAAAAUAGGAGGUAUAAAAACGAAGGAAAACGAUUAAAAUAUCGUUUCGAGCUUCGUAUACGAAAAAAUACACACACGCACACACACAUCUACGAAGAUACCAUCGUGUGUGUCAGGCUCAGGCUGCUUGCUAGCCUCCUCUCGACGACCUAAGACCGUGUUCGCCGAUAGAAGGAAAAACGAAUAAUAAGAAUAUGAAGCUGCAUGCACGAAAUUUCGGUAUAGAUAGAUAGGCUUCGCAGUUGAAUCGAUCGAUCGAUUGUACCCUAGCAGCGAGAUUCUCUUUGCAAGAUCUUGCUUUCUGAUUAUAUACAUAUGUGUAUAAAUGCGUAUAUAUAUAUACACACGUGUAUGUAGAACAAUGGAAAAAGAUAAAUGAAACAUAUAAAAUUUGUGAGGCAGAUAUUAAACGUUCAGCAACUUCUUUGUCUGUCUAUCGCGGGACGCUUCUACUUUAAACCAACAUCGUCAAAUGUGCUCCCUUUUCGCUUUCGAUCGUUCGCACGACUCGCGCGUAACUUAUAUACGAAUCAUCUUUUUCGGUUAUCGAAAGAGACGAUAAUAGAAUAAAGAGUAAAAAAGAAAAGGAAAAAAAAGGAACACACAUAGAGAGAAAAAAGAUAGAAAUCAUUUGAUCUUCAUAAAUUUUGCGACGUGAUACACGGGUGAACUCGUACGCAUCAAGUCUCUUGACGACGAUAUUAUGUUCGCUUUGGAAGAGGUUGCUUCGAAACGUAGCGAUAGAUUUCGUUGUUGUCUCAUCGACUAAUUUAAACUGAUUCUUUGUCGUUAAUUUAUCCGUAAUUAUUGAUAUUAUUAGGACCGUUGUUGCUCGUUUUUGUUAACGAGACCAGCGUCUCGUUCCUUUUUUUUUUUUUUUUUUUUUUUUUUUUU
Messenger RNA from Bombus terrestris (buff-tailed bumblebee), 5989 nucleotides. RefSeq names its product zinc finger protein 395 (gene Glut4EF). Gene Ontology annotation, molecular function: RNA polymerase II cis-regulatory region sequence-specific DNA binding; DNA-binding transcription factor activity. Gene Ontology annotation, cellular component: nucleus. Gene Ontology annotation, biological process: regulation of transcription by RNA polymerase II. The transcript is spliced from 8 exons. NCBI's taxonomy places the organism in Eukaryota, Metazoa, Arthropoda, Insecta, Hymenoptera, Apidae. The record is from RefSeq and is a predicted model, not a curated record. Bases 905 to 2647 code for a protein of 580 amino acids.